GCCUCAGUUUCUGUUUCUGGGGACUGAAUUAAUCAACGGACAUCUUGGUGCUUGAUUUCUGCGGAAAGUCAAGUUUAAUGUUCGUAUGGAAUAAUAAAUUAAUUAAAUGCCUUAUUUGUUUAAAGAAAAAUUAUUAACUCGUUUCGAGCAUGUAUGGGUGUAUAAUUGAGUCAAAACGACGAUUUUAUAUAUGGUGACAGCACGUGCGGCUGCGUUUGGUGGUGCAAACUGACCUUACAUUUGGUCAGACCAAACAGACAAUGUUACCGACAGCGGGUCGACUCUCUAAAGUGCUGCAGCUCACCCUAGCGGUCAUCAAACCAGACGCUGUGGCUCAUCCUAUGAUGCUCGAGUCUCUCCAUCAGAGGAUCCUGGAAGACAACUUUCUCAUUGUAAGAUGCAAAGAUCUCAUAUGGAGCCAACAAGACUCUGAGCGCUUCUACGCCGAACACUCAGGGAGAUUCUUCUAUCAGAGACUUGUUGAGUUCAUGUCAAGUGGUCCAAUGCGGGCUUACAUUUUAGCCAGAGAGGACGCUAUCCAUCACUGGAGAGAGAUGAUGGGGCCAACGAAAGUCUUCAGAGCCCGAUACACCUCGCCUGCCUCCAUCAGGGCGCAGUUUGGACUCACAGACACAAGAAAUACAACCCAUGGCUCCGAUUCUGCAGAGUCGGCACAGAGAGAAAUCAACUUCUUCUUCCCGGACUUCUGUGUGGAGGAGUGGAUGGAGAAAGACGAGCUGUUGUUCAGAUCCAGACGUUUGGACUUUGACCAUGAAAAACAGAUCCAUACGCCUCAACUGAAGAGCUGACGUCCCAGCAGCAGCUGCUACAACAGCAUCUCAUCAACAACACAGUUCAAAGACAAGCAGUGUGAGGAUGUAUUGUCAUGGCUGCUGCCAGAAAUGAUGUCACACCUUUAUGUAAGUAUAUGUUUGUACAUUUUUUUGUUUGGUUCUCACGUGUGCCAAUGUAUUUUUGAUCUGUGCCUCGAUGUCAUGCACUCAAGAAAAAUAAAUCAAAUGUUUAUGUUUUUAUCUUUAAUGCCAUUACAAAAACACAGACAACUUAAAGGGACAACAACUUGACACAACAAAACCCAAAGUAGGAACACAGCGUUUACACCGUCCUCAGAAAACCUUGCCAAGACACUUGUCAUCCUGAGUCACACUGAGCUCGUGCUGUGAGUGUUUGUCAAAACAAUUAAUUUAUAAAAUAUUGUCAUCGUGAAAUACAGUGAUAUUUCACAGAAAAUUUACUGUAUUUCAAUUUUAAAAACCUUAAACACCGAGUGCAAAAAUGCCCAAACGCGGCUUGUGCUCCGUCACUGUUGCCGAGAUUGGCUGUGUUUAGGUCAGUAUGAAUCCGUGUGUUCAAUAGAAAAGUCAAGCCAUAUGUUUCCUAAUAAAGGAGCAUUCGCUCUGGAAAAAGA
Messenger RNA from Cynoglossus semilaevis (tongue sole), 1429 nucleotides. It is a transcript of the gene nme6, whose product is annotated as NME/NM23 nucleoside diphosphate kinase 6. The record is from RefSeq and is a predicted model, not a curated record. Gene Ontology annotation, cellular component: mitochondrion. The transcript has 6 exons. Gene Ontology annotation, molecular function: nucleoside diphosphate kinase activity. Gene Ontology annotation, biological process: UTP biosynthetic process; CTP biosynthetic process; negative regulation of cell growth. Bases 261 to 809 code for a protein of 182 amino acids. NCBI's taxonomy places the organism in Eukaryota, Metazoa, Chordata, Actinopteri, Pleuronectiformes, Cynoglossidae.